UUGUACUACAUGGGUUUUGAAAUCACAGCAUUUAUUGGACGUUUUAUCUCAAUAUUAAGUUAACACAACCUGUUGUAGUACUUGAGGUAAUUUAUUUUCGCGACAGAUUGCAUAAAACAUCGCAUUUCAACGUAUUUUCAGGAUACUCUAUAAUUUUAUAAGUGAUCAAAUGCUAAAUGAUUCGGUAAACCAUACUGAAUAUUGUUCAUUUGUCAUAUAAGGUGAUGGAUAUGAUAUGGUGUACGUGAAAUUAACAUCGUGCAGGUUUCAGGACUGAAAGCAUGUCCAAAUCAGCCUCUAAGAAUGGCUACGACCGGGUCCCCCUGGUUUCUGCCACUCAUUCCGAUUCUGAAGAAGACACUGGACCGGUCUCUUAUAUAGCACUCAACAAAAGAUACCGCCAACGAUCCCGCCAAAAGCCACUUAUGGUUGUGGGUAUCAUUAUAAUUAUAGUACUUCUGUCGGUUAUUACUGCUAUGUGUUACGUAUUAGUGAAGCGGUCUAACACCACCAGUAGUACGACCAUCACGCCAACUGCACAUGGAGCCAAGCUGGAUAUGUCCGCUCCAGUGGAAGAAAUCACCACAACUAAACGGGCUGAGGAAAAUCUGAAACCCCAGACUCAAAACUGGAAGGUUACCUUUAAAGAAUUUGGUACAGAGAGUGUGAUGAGGCUAAUCGAUAUCGACGGAGAUGGAUUACAGGACAUAGUUUUUGGUGCCGCGACCACUGCAGAUCUCGCCGCCAUAUCUAAUAUAGACUCAAACGGAAGUUUGAGGGCCUUCUGUAAAGCAUCAGGAAGGACGUAUCCAUGCAUUGGAACUCUCUUUGGAAUGAGGGGAUAUGAUGGAAAAGUUCUUUGGAAAAUCCCCACAAGAUCCGGGGCUUUACUAAAUAAUUGUGAAGAUUUCGACCUAAAUUUAGAUGGACACAUAGACUGUGUCAUUGGAGGACGCAGCGCCACGAUGGAGGCGGUUGAUGUCAGGAAUGGAAAGCAUCUCUGGGAAGCAAGUUCGCCAUUUUUUACGAAGAUCUGGAAUUUCUAUCAAGCAAUGGCACUGCCUGAUUUUAAUGGAGACGGCGUCAAAGAAAUAUUGGUGAUGCAUGGCGGGGACCCUAAUAUAGAUGCUGAAAACCAUGAUCGGAAGUCGGGUCGAUUGAUUAUGCUGGACGGGAGGACGGGUAAGGGUAUGGGGAUCCGCUGUCUAGAAAUGCCAAACAAUAAAGAGAGCUACCAGAGCCCUGUAGUGUACACCUAUAGGGACGGAUCACAGUAUAUACUGUUUGGGAGUGGCGGAGAAACGGUACCCGGUGACUUUAUGAUCAUUUCCUUACCGGAUUUUUACCGAUAUGUUAUGGGACUACCAAAAGACGCUAGUGUUCCUAAAACAAGAGGGUCGUACGACCAAUGGCAACACAUACCAAGGCAGCCCGAAACAGGCAUAAUGGUUCUUUUCACAGGUGUGAGGAAGGGUGUGAUGGUACCGCCCCUAAUGACGGAUAUAGACCGUGACGGUAUUGAUGACAUUGUGAUGUCGGCUUACGAUGGAAUUGUGAUGCUGCUAGACGGCAGAACAAUGAAAUCCAAGUGGAGAGUGGAAUUUCCUGGAAUGGAAUCUUACAGUACGCCUGCCCCUGGUUACUUUGAUGACGACAAUAUAUUGGACUUCAUGGUCCAUUGGAGCACGGGUGCCUGGCCAAUAUACAACGCAUCAGAGAAAGUAAUUAUUAACGGUAAAGACGGAAGCAUCAUUUGGCGGUCUGCAAUGAAGAAUUACGAGAUGUCGUCUGACCUGACGUUGCAAACGACAGAACCUUACCGUGACCUUUACCUGUACAAAACUAAAGGAAGGGGUGCGCAUGUGUACAAAGACCUGACAGGCGAGAUACACGGUGUCGGCGUCCAAAGAAAUAUUUCAGUAAUUCCUAAAGGCAAGUCAAAGAACGAUCCUAAAGAUGACCUAAUAUACAAAGAUUUUGUGAAGUUCCAUUUCCGGUGUAAUACCGGGGUAGACAUUAAAUCUGAGGUUUUUGUAAUGGAUAGAACUAUAGCAGACACACCUAUUAAAGUAAUGGAAUCGUUACCUGAGGAAUUCCACUACCAUCCCUCAGUGAGUUGGAAAUCGGGGGCAAAGAAUAACAGCCUUAAUUACUGCUCCGUAUUAUUUCCAGAGGAUAGAACCACGCCUGCUGUGGGUGAUGUUGAUGGGGACGGUACCCUUGACCUUGUGAUCCUAGUUAGUCAUUCCGGACAAAGAGUGGACCAACACUACAGCUACGACUCCAUGAUUUAUCAGACCACUAUACAUAAAGUAAACUUACACCCCAUUAUAAAGAAUCCAGAAAGCAGAACUCCCAUGAAAAUCCAGACGACAUUACCCCUGGAUCGUUACCGCCUAGAAAAGGAUGUCUCUGACCUAGAAUUACUUCCUCUAAACCAACAGCAAUGGUUGGCAUACUUUGGAACAAAAGAAAACGGUCAUUUUAAAAAUAAAAGAUAACAUCACUA
Molecule: messenger RNA, 2509 nt
Organism: Saccostrea echinata
Lineage: Eukaryota; Metazoa; Mollusca; Bivalvia; Ostreida; Ostreidae
Exons: 14
Coding region: 282-2501 (739 amino acids)
Source: RefSeq, a predicted model, not a curated record